Molecule: messenger RNA, 416 nt
Organism: Plectropomus leopardus (leopard coralgrouper)
Lineage: Eukaryota; Metazoa; Chordata; Actinopteri; Perciformes; Serranidae
Source: RefSeq, a predicted model, not a curated record
GGUUCCCAGAGAGAGCUGCUGAACCUCUCCCAGCAGGAUUACGCCAACCGUAUCGAGGAGCUGAACCAGUCCCUGAAGGAGGCCUGGGCCUCGGACCAGAAAGUCAAAGCCCUGAAGAUCGUCAUCCAGUGCUCAAAGCUUCUCUCCGACACCUCGGUGAUCCAGUUCUACCCCAGCAAGUUUGUCCUCAUCACUGAUAUCCUCGACACUUUUGGCCGGCUGGUGUACGAUAGAAUCUGGACCAUGUGUUCAGACCCACGACCCCUACCAGAGUCGUUCACCGUCGAUGAUGUGAAUGACACGGCCAAGGAGACGUGCCUUAACUGGUUCUUCAAGAUCGCGUCCAUCAGAGAGCUUCUGCCCAGAUUUUACGUUGAGGCUGCCAUUCUCAAGUGCAACCGCUUCCUAAACAAGAG